Rotaria sp. Silwood1 is the source of this 414-nucleotide messenger RNA. The record is from the annotation of a GenBank genome assembly. Lineage: Eukaryota; Metazoa; Rotifera; Eurotatoria; Philodinida; Philodinidae.
AUGUUUACAAAUGUAGAAGAUGCACGAGAAGAGAUUGUGAAGACUGGCACUAGUGAUCUCUCAUCAGUAAUGAUUAUUUGUGAAAAUGUUGGUUUUGAUAAGAAUAAAAUGUUUUUUAAUGUGAGUUGGAAACUUGCAUUACUUUUUUCUAUUGAAACACAACAUACAAUUGGUUAUGGUUCAAGAUAUAUAACAACAGAAUGUAUGGGUGGUAUACUUGUAUUAACUCUUCAAUCAUUACUUGAAUAUUUAUUACAAGUUAUUGUCACACAAAUUGUUUUUACUAAAUUAUCACGACCUACAGGCGAAGAAAAAUCCCAAUUUAUUAUAUUCAGUAAUUAUCCGCUCAUUGCCCCACGAAAUAAUCAAGUACCAUUAACAUUUCGAAUAGGUAUGUCAAAUAAACCAUUAUAA